This is a messenger RNA of Drosophila grimshawi, 1317 nucleotides long. Its product is annotated as protein transport protein SEC31. The coding region runs from base 1 to 1317 and encodes 438 amino acids. Lineage: Eukaryota; Metazoa; Arthropoda; Insecta; Diptera; Drosophilidae. Gene Ontology annotation, cellular component: nucleus. Gene Ontology annotation, biological process: regulation of DNA-templated transcription. The record is from RefSeq and is a predicted model, not a curated record. The transcript has a single exon.
AUGACACAGCAACCAACGCACAACAACAACAACAAUAAUAAUAACAACAACAAUGAGACGCCCAAGACGACGCUGAAGCGUUCCUUUGACGUGGCCUUUCUAAUGAUGCCCGAUGAGCGGAUCAAACAGAAACAGGCCGAGAAGCAGGCACGCCUCCAGGAGGCACUGCAGCUACACCACCAACAACAACAGCAGCAGCAGCAGCAACAACAGCAGCACCAGCAGCAGCAGCUGCUCCAACUGAAUCACUAUCCCACGGAUUUGUCGCCACGUGCUGCUGCCUCACAGCCCCCCUCACCGGCGGCCAUGGAGUACAUUAGUCUGCUGGAGGCACGACAACGUUAUCCACAGUUGGCAGCCAUACGCUCGCCGCGGGUAUAUGAUGAUCCCACGCUGGUGAUUCCACUGCUGGAUUCGCCAGAGGCAACUGUUUCGCCACCGCCGCCGCCGAUGCGCAGCGCCUUCACCAAGGUGGCGUCCUCGUCGCUGUCCAGCUCGUCGUCGCCGUCGACGAUGUCGCGUUUGGAGUCACCACCGGUGGAUGUAAGUGCACCACCUCUAAGUCCGGAUCAGUUGAGCUGUCAUUCAAUGAGUCCGCCAGCUGCCACGCCCCCACCGCCGCCACCUCGCACUGGUAGCGGUGGCAGCUGCAACAAUAUCAGUUUGCCCAAUCCCAUUGUAUAUCAUAACUUUCGGCCCGAGUAUCAGUUCAAUGGCGCCUUCCAGGCCGUCAAUCCCAUGCAGGCACUGCAGGCACAGCAGCGACUCAAGCAACAAUUGCUCUAUAGGCCGCCCAUAGCACCCAAUGGCCACAGUCCCAAUGGCUGCUCGUCGAAUCCAUCAUCCCCGCCAUCGGGACCUCCACCCGAAUUUCUGCAUGCCGCGUAUCCGGGCUUUGGUCCGCCACCGCAUCCCUUUUCCGUUGCUCAGCCGUUGCAGAAUCCGGCUGCCGCAGCGAUUCUCUCGACGCUGAUACCACCGACGCUGGCAUCGACGUUCACGCUGACCGCACAGAAUGUGUGCGCCAAGUGCAACAUUAGCUUCCGCAUGACCAGCGAUCUGGUCUAUCACAUGCGAUCCCAUCACAAGAGCGAAGUGGCCUGCGAUCCCAAUCGACGCAAGCGCGAGGAGAAGCUCCGGUGUCCGGUGUGCCAGGAGACAUUCCGCGAGCGGCAUCAUCUCACACGGCAUAUGACGGCACAUCAGGACAAGGCCAGCGACCAUCAGCCCACGCCGGAGGAGUCCAGUGAUAAUGAGAUUAUCAAUGUGGUUGGUGGCACGCCACCCGGACGCAGAUCCGGCGGUGGUUCCAAAUGA